AUGAGUGGAGUAACCGUACAAAAUAGUCAAAAGUUUCAAAUUUCGAUAGACGGAUGUCGUAACGUAAAGCUACAAGGACUGAAGGUAUCAGCUCCAGGAGAUAGUCCCAACACAGAUGGAAUUCAUGUAAAAUUAUCAUCAGGAAUUAGUAUUAUGAAAUCACAAAUUGGUACUGGAGACGAUUGUAUAUCCAUUGGCCCUGGAAAUUCUAACUUAUGGAUUGAAGGCAUUGCUUGUGGCCCUGGCCAUGGAAUAAGCAUUGGAAGCUUAGGCUGGAAAAAGCAAGAGUCAGGAGUCCAAAAUGUGACAAUUAAGACUGUGACUUUCAGUGGAACAACAAAUGGUGUGAGAGUUAAAACUUGGGCAAGGCCUAGCAAUGGCUUUGUUAGAAAUGUUCUGUUUCAACAUAUUGUUAUGGUUAAUGUUAAAAAUCCAAUCAUCAUAGAUCAAAAUUAUUGCCCUAACCAUCAAAGUUGUCCUCAUAAGGGCUCAGGCGUAAAGAUAAGUGAUGUAACAUAUCAAGAUAUACACGGAACAUCGGCUACAAAAGUUGCAGUGAAAAUUGAUUGCAGCAAAAGAAAUCCAUGUAGCGGCAUAACACUUGAAGAUUUGAAUCUUAGUUACAAUGAUCAUCCGACUAAAGCUUCAUGUAUUAAUGUUAGCGGAAGAGUUUCUGGUUUACAAAAACCUGACAAUUGCUUAUAA
Messenger RNA from Solanum lycopersicum (tomato), 705 nucleotides. Its product is annotated as polygalacturonase 3. Gene Ontology annotation, biological process: carbohydrate metabolic process. The record is from RefSeq and is a predicted model, not a curated record. Gene Ontology annotation, molecular function: polygalacturonase activity. Lineage: Eukaryota; Viridiplantae; Streptophyta; Magnoliopsida; Solanales; Solanaceae.